GCACAUUCCCGGAGUUCCGAUCGCCCCGAGAUGUUUACUCUCUGGGCGGAGGGUGAGAAAGGAAAGCGAGAUGUUGCAAUCCACUCCCUCCACGUCAGCCAGCGGCGUCAGCUGAGCGAUUAGCUGGCGGACAUGGGUGGGGCAGAGGCAGGGCAGCGGGACAUGGAGCCGGUCCGCUCUGCCAGCCCUGACUCAGGUGCCUGCCGGCCGAGCUGCAUCUCCCGGCAGGAGAUGGCCACGUGCUCACUCGAAAACGAACCUGAAACCGAAGCCGCGCCAGGCCAGCGGGGUCAGGAUUCCCCGCUUGAAGUCAGAGGUGACUCACCGCUGACAGCCACCGACCUCGGCAGCUGACAAGUGGCCACAGAGAGGCAGAGGCGUGAGACGAGAGCACAGGAAGCAGGCAGCGCAGCUGAGCCUCCGGGGCAAGCAUGGCGAGCAGCAUGGAGGUGGUGGCCAUGGACUGUGAGAUGGUGGGGCUGGGGCCCAACAACGAGAGCGGCUUGGCCCGGUGCAGCCUCGUGGACAUCGAGGGCGCCGUGGUCUACGACAAGUUCAUCCGGCCCGAGGGGGAGAUCACCAAUUACAGAACCGCCGUCAGCGGGGUCACGGCCCGGCACAUGGAGAAGGCCACACCCUUCGCCGUGGCCAGGCUGGAGCUCAGCCACCACCCACCUGUGCUUCAGACAAACCUCUACUUGUCCCGCCUCCCUGCCCCUAAUCCUACCAUCCUGGCAGGCCCAGGCCAGAGGAGUCCCCACAAUUCAAACUGUCAGCACAAGAAGGAACUCAUGAGGAGACUGAGGUCCAGAGAGGGGCAGUGACUUGCCUAAGGACACACAGCAACUUGGGAUGCAACUUGGUGCACAGACUCAGUGCUCUCACCUGCAGACUAAUUACCCUUUUCUUUUCUUUCUUUCUUUUUUUUUAACUAACAGUACUUUUUAAUAGCUUGUAACUCACUUCUGUAAGUUAAUGCUCUUUUAAUGUUAGCCCAGUAUGGGGAGUAGCAUCUACCCCAUGAUGGGGAUUGGAGGGAUAAUUGCAUUUUUACUUUGCAAACAAGGGAACCGAAUCCUGUGGAGCAUCGUGGUUUAGGAGGGACACACGGAGGACACGAGGGAGGCCACGGUAGCUUGUGGACCGGAAGCUAUUUCAUAUGGAACCAGCACAGCAGCCCUCGCCUCGGUGGCGUGCCUUGUUGGGGGGCCACUGUUGGGCAGGUGCCUAUGGGCUCAGCCAGAUGGAGGACAAAUUCAGUAUCCAGGUUCCCCCAGGGUCAGCUGCCUCGUGAGGAGAAGACACAAGCAGGGGACAGGAAAGAGGAGGACAGGGCCCCUCCUGAAGAUGAGAGUAAAGGACCUGGGCCUCCACAAGGACAACAUUCUUACAGGCCCUGACAGCCACCUGUCCUGGCAGCCGGGAAUGGAUGAAUGGAUACACGAAUCAAUGGAGAGAUGGGAGAAUGGAUACAGGUAUUAAUGAAGGAAUGAAUGAAUGGGUACAGGAACUAAUGAAGGAAUGGAUGAAUGGACACAGGAACCAAUGAAGAAAUGGAGGAAUGGAUACAGGAACUAAUGAAGGAAUGGAUACAGGAAUUAGUGAAGGAAUCAAUGAAUGGAUACAGGAACUAAUGAAGGAAUGCAUACAGGAAUUAGUGAAGGAACCAAUGAAUGGAUACAGGAACUAAUGAAGGAAUGAAUGGAUGGAUACAGGAACCAAUGAAGGGAUGGAGGAAUGGAUAUAGGAACUAAUAAAGGAAUAGGUGAAUGGAUACAGGAACCAAUGAAGGAAUGGAUGAGUGGAUACAGGAACUAAUGAAGGAAUGGAGUAGAUACAGGAACCAAUGAAGGCAUGAAUACAGGAAUUAGUGAAGGAAUCAUGAAUGGAUACAGGAACUAAUGAAGGAAUGGAUACAGGAACUAAU
Messenger RNA from Myotis lucifugus (little brown bat), 1927 nucleotides. RefSeq names its product interferon-stimulated gene 20 kDa protein-like. Gene Ontology annotation, molecular function: exonuclease activity; nucleic acid binding. Bases 432 to 824 code for a protein of 130 amino acids. Gene Ontology annotation, biological process: RNA catabolic process; DNA catabolic process; negative regulation of viral genome replication. NCBI's taxonomy places the organism in Eukaryota, Metazoa, Chordata, Mammalia, Chiroptera, Vespertilionidae. Gene Ontology annotation, cellular component: nucleus. The record is from RefSeq and is a predicted model, not a curated record. The transcript has 3 exons.